Molecule: messenger RNA, 1518 nt
Organism: Vitis riparia (riverbank grape)
Lineage: Eukaryota; Viridiplantae; Streptophyta; Magnoliopsida; Vitales; Vitaceae
Product: histone acetyltransferase MCC1
Exons: 8
Coding region: 453-1232 (259 amino acids)
Biological process (GO): N-terminal peptidyl-methionine acetylation
Cellular component (GO): Golgi membrane
Molecular function (GO): protein-N-terminal amino-acid acetyltransferase activity; histone acetyltransferase activity
Source: RefSeq, a predicted model, not a curated record
UUAAAAGUGGCGUUCUACCUGAUCUGAUGGAAAGACUCCUUUAACACGAAAAGCAUUUAUUUGAUUCUGAUUUUCCAUUCCAACAACCGAACAAAUACCUACAUCUCUCUCUCCAAAUCUGGAAAUUUCGAUCUCCGACUCUACAUUUCUGGCGUAUAAUUUAGCUCCUUUUCAAUCUGACAAGAAUUUGAAGUGGGAGUAUGGUGUUGUUGAUUUUAAGAAGAUGAGUGGGGGCGAAAGAAACUGAAAUGGUGGAGAACGAUUUCUGAAGACUUAGUGAUUUGAUUUGUGCCAUUGAUUGUCAAGGAGAGAGUCUGCUAAGUGUCAAGCAAGUGCUGCAUGGCUCUCCUCUCAAAAAAGCACUGCAUGGCCUUUGUUGGUGAUGUGGCAUAAAUGGAAGGAGAAGGGCCUGUACAGGUUCUUCAAAUACAUAAAAUCUUUGCUGGAGAUUAAUGACACAAUUUUCGAUGGUAGACCUGAAGAUCUCCCAUCGGCCAAUCAUAUCUUACAGGCCCAUACGGCCCUCUGAUCUGGAUGUUCUUGAGCAAAUCCAUGGCGAUGUGUUUCCUAUCAGAUAUGAAUCUGAGUUCUUCCAAAAUGUUGUCAAUGGACGGGAUAUUGUGUCUUGGGGAGCUGUUGACCGUAAUCGUUCUAAUGGUGAAAGUGAUGAAAUUAUUGGAUUUGUUACAGCACGGCUUGUUCUAGCAAAUGAAAGUGAGAUAGGGGAUAUGCUCCAAUGUGACUCAUCAAAAUCUGGUCAGACUCUAGUCUACAUUCUGACACUGGGAGUAGUGGAAACUUACAGAAAUCUUGGCAUAGCUUCUACACUUAUUCGGGAGGUUAUCAAAUAUGCUUCAAGUAUUCCUACAUGCCGAGCAGUUUAUUUGCACGUUAUUAGUUACAACAAUCCUGCCAUUCAUUUUUAUAAGAAAAUGUUAUUCAAGUGUGUGCGAAGGCUGCAUGAUUUUUACUUCAUCAAUGGUCAGCAUUAUGAUUCAUACUUAUUCGUUUACUAUGUAAAUGGCGGUCGAUCUCCAUGCUCACCAUUAGAGCUUGUCACGGUUGUUGUGACAUGCAUGAGGAAUGGGCUUAAGUCAGUGGCUGCAAGGCUAUGGAAGAAUGACGAUAAAUCGCCAAAAUGGUCCAAAUGUAAAGAAAGUUGGGGCCUUAUGAGGACAACACAAUCGAAGAGAGUCCUCACACCCGAGGGUAGUGGGUGUGAGUGUGUUUAGUAUGUUCUUUUCUCUUCCCCUUUAUCUCUAUUAACUCCUAGCUAGAAACCAUGAAAUAAUCUCCCACUGCAAUAACUUUUCCCUUCUUAGUUGAAGGGUGAUUUGGAUCUGUCUCUGUUUGUCUAAGUUUCUCUUCACCAAUAAAACUCAUUAGGAUGUAUCAUUUUUUUCUGGUGUAAAAAAAGAGGGUUUGAUCUCACUUGAAACAAAUAGUUUGUUAUGAUGCCAUCUUUGGUUUAUUCCAAACUUGAUUCUUAGCUUAACAAGAAUGUAUGUUGAAGACUAA